Indicator indicator is the source of this 2597-nucleotide messenger RNA. RefSeq names its product phosphoethanolamine/phosphocholine phosphatase 1 (gene PHOSPHO1). Bases 284 to 1090 code for a protein of 268 amino acids. The record is from RefSeq and is a predicted model, not a curated record. The transcript has 4 exons. Gene Ontology annotation, biological process: bone mineralization involved in bone maturation. Gene Ontology annotation, molecular function: phosphatase activity. Lineage: Eukaryota; Metazoa; Chordata; Aves; Piciformes; Indicatoridae.
UCCGCUCCGCACCGGUUGUACCGCUCUUCCCCCGUCUCGAAUCACCGGGACCCGACCGGUCCCGUCCGGCGUCCCUGUGCACCCCUCCACCGGCACCAUUGUGAACCGGGAGAUUACGACUCGGCUUCACACCAUGUUAGGAAGUGUGGCCACUCUGCUUUGCUUCUGGAGGGAGUCCCUUUGCUGCUGAAGGUGGACGGACCCCGGGCCGGAAGGCAGGCGCCGGGCAGGGGAGGAGCUCAGCGAGCCCCAAGCACAGCCUGCAGACUGAGAUGGUCUUAAAAUGAAAAGGUGCUGUGAGGGUGUGGGGCUGCCAUGCCUGUUUAAGGGUGUUGGCAUGGCCAGUCCUCGGCCUCCCAGGUACCUGCUGGUGUUUGAUUUCGACGAGACCAUCAUCGACGAGAACAGCGACGAGUCGGUGGUGCGGGCGGCGCCGGGGCAGGCGCUGCCGGAGCAGCUCCGGCAGACCUUCCGCGAGGGCUUCUACAACGAAUACAUGCAGCGGGUGCUGGCCUACAUGGGCGAGCAGGGCGUCAGGAUGGGGGACUUCAAGGCUGUCUAUGAGAACAUCCCCCUCUCCCCUGGCAUGCCAGAGCUCUUCCAGUUCCUCUCCAAGCACCACGAGCUCUUCGAGAUCAUCCUCAUCUCCGACGCCAACAUGUUCGGCAUCGAGUGCAAGCUGCGGGCCGCCGGUUUCUACUCCCUCUUCCGCAAGGUCUUCAGCAACCCCUCCAGCUUUGACAAGAGAGGGUACUUCACCCUGGGGCCCUACCACAGCCACAAGUGCCUUGACUGCCCGGCCAACAUGUGCAAGCGCAAGAUCCUGACGGAGUACCUGGCAGAGAGAGCCCAGGAGGAGGUGGAGUUUGAGAGGGUCUUCUACGUGGGCGACGGCGCCAACGACUUCUGCCCCUCCGUGACUCUGACUGCAGCCUAUGUGGCUUUCCCCCGCAAGGGCUACCCCAUGCACCACAUGGCCCAAGAGAUGGAGAAGAAGCAACCUGGAGCUUUUCAGGCCACCCUUGUCCCCUGGGAGUCAGCUGCAGAAGUUGCCCACUAUCUCCAGGAGCUCCUCAAGAAGAAGUGUUGAGGCUGGCCUGGAAGAGACUUUGCUCGCUAGGAGCAGCUGGGAAAGGAGAAGCUUGGGGCAAGGCGGGGGGGGGUCACAUCCUGUACCCUGAGAUCGUUGGCACUGCUUGCUCAGCCCCCACCCUGACUCCUGGGUCACUUUCCUGCCUUUCCUCUCCAAGCUCCUCUCUUCCCAACGAUGAAAGCACUUUCUCUAGGUCCCACCCAUCUCCUUCCCCUGCCACGUUGAGACGAAGCCUUCUCUAUGCAGCUUGGAGAUCUGCUCCGGCGUGGGUGUUUGCCAACACUAAGUGGUGAUGAGCUUUUGUUGUAAGGGGGUUUUUCUUCUCUCCUUUUUGACUUGACAAGAGCAAUUCCUAAAAGACCAGAAGCAGCCAGCUCCCCCUGAGCUGGGCCCUGCGUAUGCUUCCUCCUGCCUUCAUCAUCCCCUCCGCUGGCCACGCCAGGAGCCACCGUGUUGUUGCCUUGAACCUGAUGCUUGAGGGCUCCUUGCCUCUUCUGGGAGGCUACUGGAAGUUGAAUCUGGGACAUUCCUGCUGCCCAGCCUCUCCAGUUUGCCCACCACACCCAGCCUGGGCAGGGCAGCCCCUGGCUCAGCUGCUGAGCCUCGUGAUGGACUCAAAAUUUGUCUCCUGAGACUUUAUUCUCUGGGAAAAAAAAAAAAAAUAAUAAUCAUGACAUGAGGGACAGGAAACCUCUUGGGAAGGUGGUACCUUGCAAAAACCCUCCUCUGGCCCAUCCCCACCCAGGGCAUGGGCACAGUGACCACAUCCCUCUGUGGGAGAAGGACCUGCCCUUGCCUCCCAUCUCCAUCCUCUGCUUCUGUUUCCAGGGCAAAGCAUCUGCCAUGCCCCCGGAGCAGGCAGGUCCCUCCUUGCCUGAGCCAUUACCAAUCAUCUCCUCCUGUUUGCUGGAUCCUGUCCACUCCCCUAGCAGCUUGGAGGGAGGGGAAGAAUUUCUCCUCCUGACCUGGUUGAGAGGUGCCAAACCUCCCCCCCAACCCAGGGAGGUGUGGUGCUGUAGCUCUUCUCCUGGCAUUGGGUCCCCAGAGGCCAGAAUCCCACCCCACCUGCAGUGACCCCUCCUCCCUUUGCCCCACUGCAGUAUUAAUUACCCCUUCUAAUUGCACUCUGCAGGGGGGCCCUACAGUAUUGGCUGCUCUCUGGUGUUGGCUUCUCCUGGAUUUAUCCACAGCCUUACCAGCCCCUGAGGGUGGCUUCUACCAACUCCAAAGCAUCAAAACCCUGGCAGCAAACCCCAGCAGUAAGGAAAUAACCAAAGCAGCUCUGAAGUUGUUCCUCCUCUCUCUUUCAUUUCUCACCUCCCCACCACCACCAUGCACACAUCUCUUUGUUCUUCCUCCUCCAGAGCCUGUUCAACUGUGUGGAACUUAAAGCCAUGGAAUUAAAAACAAAACAAAACAAAACACCAUAUAUAUGUAUAUAGACAGAUCUCUCUAUAUUGCAGAUACACAAAGUUGUUUGUAUCCAGGCCAUAAACCUGGCUGU